Molecule: messenger RNA, 2161 nt
Organism: Etheostoma spectabile (orangethroat darter)
Lineage: Eukaryota; Metazoa; Chordata; Actinopteri; Perciformes; Percidae
Product: calcium release activated channel regulator 2B
Exons: 10
Coding region: 392-1657 (421 amino acids)
Cellular component (GO): trans-Golgi network membrane
Molecular function (GO): calcium ion binding
Source: RefSeq, a predicted model, not a curated record
GUGAUUGUAGUGGCCCUUGUAUUUCCUAAAUGUUAUUGACUUAGCGUUAGACAGUUAAAGAAGGUUACUGAAAGUAGCUGCUGCCUGGAAGUGAAAACAAUUGUAGGAAAAGUGUGUGUGCGCCUUCAUUUCGCGGGCAACAUCAAACAUUACGGUUAACUUCCACCAUACACGGUGCUCACUGCCCCCCCGCGGUAAGUUACUUUAUGAGCUGACUCAUGUGGUUGUGGACACCUGCGUCCAGUACACUGGAGCUCUACUUUUCAUGACUCCCAAACAAGUAAAGUGAAGCAUUUAAUACCAAAUGACAUACUGAGACGUCGACAAGUAUAUAAGAUGUAAUGAAACACACAGCAACUCCCCACCCAUACUUGCCGGCCUCUCUGCAGUAAUGUCUAAGUGGCUGAAUGAUGGCGAAGUGCUGGUGGGUCAAGGCAGUGGUGAGGCAGUACCAGUGAGCCCCAGAUCGCGGGGCCGAUCAGCUGGGAGCCCAAGGCCAGGCUGUGGUACACGUAGUCCACUGACUUCACCCAGAGCCAGAGAGGCAGUGUCAGGAAGCCCGCUGGCAGAGACCAUGGGCAAGGCGAAGGAGUUGUUUGUGCUGUGUGACAAAGAAGGGAAAGGGUUCAUCACAAAGCGGGAUAUGCAGAGGCUACAAGUGGAGUUGCCGCUGUCUCCUGAAGAGCUGGAGACAGUGUUUGAGAGUCUGGACCGGGAAACCAAUGGAUUCCUUACUCCUGCUGAGUUCAGUACAGGACUUGGUGAGUUUGUGGGGCUGGAGGAAAUGACUGAGCUGAGCCAAGACGAAGCGGAGGAGGAUACGGACCAUGUGGACAGGUCCCAGGAACCACCUGUACUUAGAUUUGUAAACAUACUGAUGGAGCUGGGAGCAGACAAACUCUUCAAAGAUCAGCAGGAGCUCUCUUCUCUGUGGUGUGAACUCCAGAGAGACAGACCAGAGCUGCUGAGUGUCCUUGAAGGCAUCCUGAUCCAUGCAGUGUCCCAUUUACAGGACUCCAUCAGAGAAAGAGAUAGUCUGGAACAAGCUCUACGCAGACGAGAGAGUGAACAUGAUCAGGUAGUUCGGUCCAUAUAUGAAGAAAUGGAGAACCAAAUCAGAGAGGAGAGAGAGAAACGCCUGUCUCAGGACAGUAUUGAACAGAAGCAGAGAGGGCAACAACUUGAGGAGGAGCUGAAGAUGCAGGAGCAAGAGUUGGAGAAUACACUGACCCAACAGAAAGAGCUGGAGAUCAGAAUCCGGCAGCUGAGCUGUGAACAGGCAAACAUUAAGGAGCAGAACCAGCAGCUGCGGAGCCUCAACGCCCAAUUACAGGAGCAGGUGGAGAGCAGCAGAGAGCAGCUGCAGGCCGCUCUGGGUCAGCUCAGCCUGCUGCAGCUCAGCACUGCCCAGGAACAAGUGGCCAGACAGAGAAACGUGAUGAAGGUGUCAAGGAACAUGCAGAAAGAGAAGGACAGUCUCUUGAGACAGCUGGAGCUAUUGAGGGAUAUGAACAAAAGGCUGCGAGACGAGAAAGAUGCCCAACAGUCUCAGAAGAGGGUUAGUCCCAGACGCUCUGUCCUUCCAACUCUGCCUUUAACUUAUUACCUCAGUGAAGACCUUUGUACCCCGUGGACUCAGCAGAUUUAUCCGACCUAAACUAAGUCUUGAAUGGCUUAAUGCUUCAUUCCAUCCUCUGGACGAUAAUAUUUAUAUGGGCAGCUGUUAUUGUUUGCUUAUUGAUUAACCGUGUGUUCAUUGACCCCAUUUGGAAUUUUUGCAAUGUCAGCCAUAUUUCCCCUCUUGUUGAUGUGGUCAGUGAAGUGAAGGAUUUUGUUGAAAAGACAUUUAUUCUACCUGUGCCAAUUUAAAGGAAAGAGUGUUUAAUAUGUUCAUUAAUAGGGCUGUAUAAUGCACUCUUUAUGAAGAUGAACUAGCAGGGGUCCUUUAUCCCAUCUACAUUCUUAAAUUUAUGACAUUUGCCGAAGCUGUUAACUGUUUUUUUUUUUAACAACAAUCAUGAUCCAAGUUUCUGAACAAAUAAUUCACAAAGAAUACAACAUAUUUACAAUAACACAAUGAACAAGAAUGACAUUGCUUGUACUUUUGUAUUGCCAUAUACUUAAUAAUCAAGUGUAUUUACUGAUAUAUCAUGAUGUUAAA